CCGCAUGACAGGUUACCCCGGUCAAGUGAUUCCCGCAUGGCUAUCAAAUGUACAAAUGUAUAUAGAAAACAUGGGUAUCUCCCUCUUUCGUUUUGCUAUUUUUUUGGUAUGACUUUACUCUCUGUUAUCCACAACAAUGAUACCUACUAGUUACAAUUUACAUUUCCCCGAGAACUAAGGCUUAUCGAUAUCCUACCAGCUAUACUAUACACACUAUACACUCCCCCACACUUCUUCCAUCCAAAUCCUACACCAUAAACCCAAAGAAGAAGAAUAAGAAAGAGAAGAAUGUGCCUCCCACCCCUCUCCGACUCACUCUCCCUCCCCAAACUCCUCAAUCUAAACCUCGACUCUUCUUCCUCCCGAUCCUCCUCUCCCUCACCACCGCCACGAUUCCACGAUCGCCAUCAUCACCACCACCACUUCCGCAGACGACGAAGAUCCAACAGCUCAUGCAGCACCUGCAGCGACACCACCAGCUCCAGCUCCACUACGACCUCCAUCUCCAUCCGCCCCCCACCGCGAAGCUACCACCCGCCUCAACCGUCUCGCAAGCCUCCGCCUCCACCUGCUCUUCGAGAGCGGGAGCGAGAUACCUACCGAGCAAGUCGGAGUAAGGUUCGAGAUGUUGAGGAGACGUUCAUCCCGCUGCCGCCGGCGAGGCCUGUCAGGAUUGCGAGGCCGUGGCCGCGGCCGAGAUUACCGCCCCCGCCUCCGCCGGUGGUGGUGAUUGAUGUCAGAGAGAGGGAGAGGGAGAGGGAGUACUGUCAGUUGCCGGCUGUGGAGGCGGAGGAGGUGGAGUGUGUGGGGAUUUUUGAGCCUGAGCCUGAGCAGGAGGAGCGGGAGAGGGUGGAGGAGUGGGUGGUUAUGAGGGAGAGAGGGGGGUGGAGGAGACCUAGUGGUGGUGGUAUUGUUAGUAGGGAACGGGGGAGGCGGAAGGAGGUAGUUGAGGAUGAGGAAGUGGAUGAGGAGGUGGAUAGGGUGGAGGAAGAGGGAAGGAGGAAGGUGAGGGUUGAGUAUAUUCGGGCUCGAUAGUGGAGUGGGAUGCUGUGUUUAUGGUAUUUGGAUUUUAAGUAUAUAGAUUCGUUUCACAUAUGCGGUUUACUGUUACUCAGAGAUUUAUGAAUCUUACUUGGCGUCCUCUUGGGGCAGUCGCUCCAUGAGAUACCCGUUAUACUUCACGUCUACUGUAUAGAGUUCAACGAGCAACUAACUUCCCC
Molecule: messenger RNA, 1220 nt
Organism: Aspergillus eucalypticola CBS 122712
Lineage: Eukaryota; Fungi; Ascomycota; Eurotiomycetes; Eurotiales; Aspergillaceae
Exons: 1
Coding region: 289-1035 (248 amino acids)
Source: RefSeq, a predicted model, not a curated record